Molecule: messenger RNA, 1236 nt
Organism: Daldinia childiae
Lineage: Eukaryota; Fungi; Ascomycota; Sordariomycetes; Xylariales; Hypoxylaceae
Exons: 6
Coding region: 1-1236 (411 amino acids)
Source: RefSeq, a predicted model, not a curated record
AUGGCAGAAGGGGAGACGCUGCUAGAUAAUAUAGGGAUCUACAACAACCUCGAUGAACCUAUACCGUCAUGGAAUCGCCCAGGAGUUAUUGCGACUGUUGCGGCCUCUAUGUUUUGCAUCUCUUCUAUCUGCGUAGUCUACCGUCUUUACAUACGAUUCUUUGUGCUGCGAGCUAAAGGCUGGGAUGACUACUUUAUCUUGCUAUAUCUUGUUUCAGGAUUAAUCGGCGGGAUAACGAUCUGUCUGGCUCCCCAGUAUGGGUUGGGUCAACAUUUCGUAACCCUUGACUACGAUGAUAUGCAAUCGUACCUAAAGAUAUUCUACGUAACGAAUGCGUCUUAUAACAUGUCGGCGACCCUGAUCAAGAUGUCUCUCCUAUUUCAAUACCUACGCGUUUACCAUAGCGGCAGCCUCCGUAUAACAUGCAUUAUAAUGUUAAUCGUUGUUAGCAUCUGGGGUGCGGUGUACUCCUUUAUGGGUUGGGUACCCUGUUUCCCAGUCAGCGGAUAUUGGAAAAUGGGAAUUGGAGCGAAAUGUUAUGGAUUCGGUUCUACAAACGCCAACGAGGUUUUCAAAACAUAUAUAACGCAUACUUCGGUUAAUACGAUACUGGAUAUGAUCGUGUUUGCGAUCCCAGUGCCACUAUACUUCCGACCAGGCACUGUUCGAAGGACUAAACUUGGAUUGAUUGGAUUGAUAAUCAUGGGGGCAAUCGUGAAUGGGCUUACAAUGUGGCGGCUUGCGACACUCGUUAAACAUAGAGCAACAACCAGCCCGACUUUCGAUCCGACCUGGUACAGUCCGAUUAGCAUCGUACUUGGGGCGUUGGAGGUUAACGUAGCAAGUAUCUGCGCCUCGGUACCUAUUUUCUGGCCUUCUUUAAAGGCCCGACUUGAUGAGAUAUUUGUCACCAGAGAGGUUACAAUUACGCUUCACCGUCGUUCGAACAGAUUCUCUGGUGAUGUUGCAGAUAACAUCGAACUUCAGCGUACAGCAAGCGAAGAUCGCGAGAAUAAAUGGAAAAGGUGUCCUAGUAGAGCAGGAAGCGAGUCGAGUCAGAGCCGGUUGGCCGAAAUAGCCCCCGUGGAAAAGAGAACUCAACAUUACAUGGACGAUUUUAUCUUGAAUCAGGUAGAUCCUCUUAGGAGAAAAGGCGGGUUUGUUGUCGAGUCGGAGAUUGUCUCGGAUAGUCUCUCAAGGCAAAAGUCGAAACGGCAAUCGCGAAAUAAAGGUUAA